UUUAGCAGGAUAUGCCUUUAGUUUAAAUGAAGAAUGUCUCUCAACUCACCUGUAUUUCUCGAAGAAAGUGAAGAAAGUAAUUCAAAAUUUGUGGAAACAAAACAGUCACAGACUACUUCCAUAGCUUCAGAAGAUCCCCUUCAGAACUUAUGUUUAGCAUCUCAAGAAGUUCUUCAUAAAGCUCAACAAACUGGGAGAUCAAAGUGUCUACGAUGUGGUGGUUCCAGAAUGUUUUACUGCUAUACAUGUUAUGUCCCAGUUGAAAAUGUACCUAUUGAACAGAUUCCACUUGUGAAGCUUCCAUUGAAGAUCGACAUCAUUAAACAUCCAAAUGAAACAGAUGGCAAAAGUACUGCUAUACAUGCAAAACUCUUAGCACCUGAUUUAGUGAACAUUUAUACAUAUCCUUGUAUUCCAGAAUAUGAAGAACAGGAUUAUGAAGUUGCGCUUAUUUUUCCUGGACCUCAGUCUGUCUCCAUAAAAGAUAUCUCUUUCCAUCUACAAAAACGAAUGCAAGAUAAUAUUAGAGACAAAAGUGAUGACCCUGACAAGCCAACUGUUAAACGUAAAAAAACUGAAGAAAUGGAGGACCUUGAUUUGAUUGGCAGCAAGGGCAAAGGCACAAUACUGAAAAAAAUUAUUUUUAUAGAUAGCACUUGGAACCAGACAAACAAAAUAUUCACUGAUGAGAGACUUCAAGGAUUGUUACAAGUUGAGUUGAAAACAAGAAAAACUUGCUUUUGGCGCCAUCAAAAAGGAAAGCCAGACACUUUCCUUUCCACAAUUGAAGCAAUUUACUACUUUCUUGUGGACUACCAUACUGAAAUACUAAAAGAGAAAUACACAGGACAAUAUGACAAUCUUUUAUUUUUCUACUCCUUUAUGUACAGGCUGAUAAAGGAUGCCAAAUGCUCUGGAGAUAAAGAAAAAAGAAAGCUUAUCCAUUAGUUUUUACUAAUCCACCUGUGUCAUUUUAUUUUGCUGAAAUUAAUAAACUUACAG
Messenger RNA from Ochotona princeps (American pika), 1002 nucleotides. RefSeq names its product tRNA-uridine aminocarboxypropyltransferase 1-like. Gene Ontology annotation, cellular component: nucleus. The coding region runs from base 34 to 948 and encodes 304 amino acids. Gene Ontology annotation, molecular function: tRNA-uridine aminocarboxypropyltransferase activity. The record is from RefSeq and is a predicted model, not a curated record. Lineage: Eukaryota; Metazoa; Chordata; Mammalia; Lagomorpha; Ochotonidae. Gene Ontology annotation, biological process: tRNA modification. The transcript has a single exon.